This is a messenger RNA of Brachypodium distachyon (stiff brome), 1786 nucleotides long. RefSeq lists its product as uncharacterized. The record is from RefSeq and is a predicted model, not a curated record. The coding region runs from base 140 to 1486 and encodes 448 amino acids. NCBI's taxonomy places the organism in Eukaryota, Viridiplantae, Streptophyta, Magnoliopsida, Poales, Poaceae. The transcript has a single exon.
UAAUACCAGAGAGCUGUCAAGAUUGAAAGCACGGUGUCUUGUUCUUACCAUAUUCUGGAGCACAUGUACGCCGCCGCCAUAACAUUUUCCACCUUCAUCCUCACGCAAUUGUUACCUGCUCCACCUACCCUGCAAUUCAAUGGCGGAAAUAGUCGGAUCUGCUGUUGCCGGAGAGGCGGUGAGAAGAUUAUCUUCGCUUCUAUCAGGAGAAGAUGGCGAUGGCGAGAGCAACGAGAUCAAAGCGGAGCGAGUAGAGAUGGCCGUGCUCAAGCUGGAAACCAUCGUCUCCAUGUGUGAAGAUUGGCAGAUCACGCAGCCCCCUUUACUCCGGUGGAAGGCGAAGCUGAAGCGCGUGAUCAGGGAAGGCAAGGCCAUCUUACGACGCGGCAACAGAAACCCACAAUCUACGCAGCGGAUCAGAACUCAGAAGCAACUCUUGACACGGCGCAUGGUUCGCGUGGCCAAGCGCUUCAUGCCCUUCAGCCGUGAAAAUGGAAUCCAAGAUGAUGAUCUGACCGAGGCCACGGUGAGAAGGUUCGAGAGGCUAGCAGACGGCGCCGAGAAUUUCUUCAAAUUCGUCAGCUGCAGCCGUCCAAAGAUGUUAACGUUCCUUCCGUCGCUGAUGGUUCCGGCGUUGACGGCUGGGAAAGCAGUGGAGUUGUCCAUGAGGAUGGGCGGCGGCACCGCGGUGAUCUUGCUUCAGCCAUGGUGGCUCCGAGGAAGCGAAGGAGGUCUCAGCAGGGAGAGGAAGGCAUGCCUAUGGAUGUCCUACGAGCACGACACGGCGUGGGAGAAGAACCUGAAGAUGAUUUCGGUGUUCCGCGUAUCCGAGUCGGCGGACGUCAUGAGGAUGGCCGCGAGCUGCGCGGAGCUCCUGCCGUCCCAGUUCAGCGCCGCCCGUGUGGGGAUGACGGAGCUUAUCGCCGAAAUGGCCAUCCAUGGAAGAAAUUCCCCUGCUCCGUCUCCCAUGUACAUGUCUUUCGUCCGUGCAAUCCAGGAAAGCCAUCGCUACGGCUUCGAGCCGGCAAUUGGGCACGGGCACGGCAUGCUUGCCGACAGCGGAUUGCAGUUGCCUGACGGAGUCCUGAUGAUGUGUGCCCACUGCUACAUUUUGCCAAAAAAGGAGAAAGCGUACUCAGUUGGCAGAAGUGAUUUGCCGCUGGAGCUUGUUUGGCAUAGCUCCCCACACUACCUGCCCAAGAAGCUCUCCGAGGAGCAUGAGCGGGUCGAGCCGGAGCAGAUGCGCGCCGGGCUGUUGUUGCCGACGACUGUGGUAGAAGAUGGGUCCUACCAUCUGCAGGAUGAGGAGGCAGGAGGACAUCUUGAGCGUGGAAGGCAGUGGUGGUCUCCACACAGCUCGACGCGCAUGUCAUUGGUACCGGUCUCUUCUCCUCCCAAAUCUGUUGUACAGUGGUGCAAGGAAAAGGUUCUGAAUUGCCGCGGCAGUAUGUUUCUUCCGAGUGAUAGGGAACUGCACGACAAGUGAAUUUCCAGCUCCAGGCUCCGUGGAUGAAAUCCAUGAAGUGAGGUGACGCAGCUGGUGCGACCCAGUCGUGUCGACUAUAUGAAAUCGACUGUUUUAUGUUAAGGUUGUCGACCUGAUUUUACUUGUGUAAGUAAAAAUAAACAAUAGCUGACUAUGCGAAAUCUUUAACCAAUAAAAACCAACAGUUGGUUAGUAAGCGACUCGAAUUAGAGUCCUUGUAUUCACGAGCGAGACUCAAGACGAGUCUUAACAUUUUUAUGGUAAACUCCAUUAUCCUGUAUGAAAGAUAGUUUCAAGUCA